Molecule: messenger RNA, 1249 nt
Organism: Dimorphilus gyrociliatus
Lineage: Eukaryota; Metazoa; Annelida; Polychaeta; Dinophilidae
Source: the annotation of a GenBank genome assembly
GAUGGAUUGGGAUGCUAUGCGACUAGAAUUGAAACAAAGCGGUUUAGCUAAUCAUCUUAUCGAAGAGAAAAUUAAUCAAAUCAAAUCAAUUAUGGGCAUUAAUGAGCCAAAACUUCUUUCCCGCCCAUCUAAUCAUUCUCGACCUCCUUCCCUCUCUCCUACUCAACAACAGUCAAAGAAAACUAUUAAAAUCAAGUCGACCAAAUCUCAACAUUUAAAGAAGGUUGCUCUUAUGGAAAAGAAGAAAAUUUCAGAUCCGGGAAAAAGUUUUAAAAAGAAGGUUAAUCCGCUUAUAAAAUAUCAUUCAAAAAACAAAUCUAGUAGUGUAAAUAAGGGAAGUAAAAUUCCCAAGAAAGUUGAUGAUAAUCCGAAACAAAAGAUUAAUUCUUCCGAUUCAAAAAGAAUUAACAGUACAGAAUUAAAAGGAAGGAAGACGCCCGUUCAAAAGAAUCCUAGCUUAAGGGAAAUGAAAGAAGAAUUAGAAAUACAUCUAGGAAAUAUUGAAGGUAAAUCUCCCGAGUGGGUCAGAGAAACUUGGACCUUUGUUUUUAUGAACGACGAUGAAGAUGAACCUAUUAGGCGACCUUUAAAGAAUAUAUCAAACGAAAGAAGUGUUAAAGUUGAAAAUACAGAAUAUCGUGAACCAACGCCGUUUGCUGAUUCAAAAGCUGAUAAUAAUUUAAAGAUAUCAGCUGAAAUUCGCAGACGAAUGGUUGAAAAUAAAAAACAGCCUUUGAAAGGACCAACCACCUUGUCUGUUUUACAUAGACCUAAAAAAAUUGGAUAUGAGAUUAUCUUCGAAGAAACAGAAGAUCAGUUGAGAAGAGAGAGAGCUAUACCGAGAUACGGCCAGGCAAUCAUAUGCAAAAUAAACGAUUGUGUAUCGUAUAAGCCAACCGAACAGAAAUUAAUGUAUAGGUCUCAAAGAGCUAUAGAAUACGGAUUUAUAACGGUUAGAACGAUAGACACAUCUAAAAAUCCAUCAAAGAGAAGUAGAACAUUAUCGAAUCCAAGGAAUACUCUUGAAUGUGCCGAAACAGGAAGCUUAAACGAUCUUAAAGUGAAAAAUGAUCUUCAUCAUCAAAAAGUUUUAAAAAAUUCAGAAAAAGAUUCAACAUCAAAAAAAAGAAAGGCUAAAGAUAAACAAGCAGGGUCUAAGAAGCCAGCUAAAGAGGAUAAAAGAGGAUCGAGAAGAUCCAUUAGAUUAUCAAGUAAACCAAGAAUAAAUUAUUCAGAAAUGGAUAUUUAA